This is a messenger RNA of Callithrix jacchus (white-tufted-ear marmoset), 4555 nucleotides long. It is a transcript of the gene KLHL21, whose product is annotated as kelch like family member 21. Gene Ontology annotation, biological process: protein ubiquitination. The record is from RefSeq and is a predicted model, not a curated record. NCBI's taxonomy places the organism in Eukaryota, Metazoa, Chordata, Mammalia, Primates, Cebidae. Gene Ontology annotation, molecular function: protein binding.
GCUUCCCUAAGGGCCGCGGCGCCCCGCCCUAUUUAUAGCAGCGGUGCCGGGCUCGCAGCGUGUCUCCGCAGGCCCCGGCCGCGGUGUCCCCGAGUUCCGAGUGUAAGUGCCAUGGAGCGGCCGGCGCCCCUGGCCGUGCUGCCCUUCUCUGACCCCGCGCACGCCCUCAGCCUGCUGCGCGGCCUGAGCCAGCUCCGCGCCGAGCGCAAGUUCCUGGACGUGACCCUGGAGGCAGCAGGCGGGCGCGACUUCCCGGCGCACCGCGCGGUGCUGGCCGCAGCCAGCCCCUACUUCCGCGCCAUGUUCGCCGGGCAGCUGCGCGAGAGCCGCGCCGAGCGGGUGCGCCUGCACGGAGUACCGCCCGACAUGCUGCAGCUGCUGCUGGACUUCAGCUACACGGGCCGCGUGGCGGUGAGCGGCGACAAUGCCGAGCCGCUGCUGCGCGCCGCCGACCUGCUGCAAUUCCCGGCCGUGAAGGAAGCUUGUGGCGCCUUCCUGCAGCAGCAGCUGGACCUGGCUAACUGCCUGGAUAUGCAGGACUUCGCCGAGGCCUUCAGUUGCGCGGGGUUGGCGAGCGCGGCGCAGCGCUUCAUCCUGCGCCACGUGGGCGAGCUGGGCGCCGAGCAGCUGGAGCGGCUGCCACUGGCGCGCCUGCUGCGCUACCUGCGGGACGACGGGCUGUGCGUGCCCAAGGAGGAGGCAGCCUACCAGCUGGCGCUGCGCUGGGUCCGCGCUGACCCGCCGCGCCGCGCCGUGCACUGGCCGCAGCUGCUGGAGGCCGUGCGCCUGCCCUUCGUGCGACGCUUCUACCUGCUGGCGCACGUCGAGGCUGAGCCGCUGGUGGCGCGCUGCCCGCCCUGCCUGAGCCUGCUGCGCGAGGCGCGCGACUUCCAGGCAGCGCGCUAUGACCGCCACGACCGCGGGCCCUGCCCCCGAAUGCGUCCUCGCCCCUCCACUGGCCUCGCCGAGAUCCUCGUGCUCGUGGGCGGCUGCGACCAGGACUGCGACGAGCUGGUCACUGUCGACUGCUACAACCCGCAGACGGGCCAGUGGCGCUACCUAGCCGAGUUCCCAGACCACCUGGGCGGGGGCUACAGCAUCGUGGCGCUGGGCAAUGACAUAUACGUGACGGGUGGGUCCGACGGCUCCCGGCUCUAUGACUGCGUGUGGAGGUACAACUCAAGUGUGAAUGAGUGGACGGAGGUGGCGCCCAUGCUGAAAGCCCGCGAGUACCACAGCUCCUCUGUGCUGGACGGACUGCUGUACGUUGUGGCUGCCGACAGCACCGAGCGCUAUGACCACACCACCGAUUCCUGGGAGGCCCUGCAGCCCAUGACCUACCCCAUGGACAACUGCUCCACCACUGCCUGCCGCGGCCGGCUCUAUGCCAUCGGCUCCCUGGCUGGCAAGGAGACCAUGGUGAUGCAGUGUUAUGACCCCAACACCGACCUGUGGUCGCUGGUGGACUGUGGCCAGCUCCCGCCCUGGUCCUUCGCCCCCAAGACUGUGACUCUGAAUGGACUCAUGUACUUUGUCAGGGAUGACUCCGCCGAGGUGGAUGUGUACAACCCAACAAAGAACCAAUGGGACAAGAUCCCGGCCAUGAAUCAGGUGCACGUGGGGGGCAGCCUGGCUGUCCUUGGAGGAAAGCUGUAUGUCUCUGGGGGAUAUGACAAUACAUUUGAACUCUCGGACGUGGUAGAGGCCUAUGACCCAGAGACUCGCGCGUGGAGCGUGGUGGGGCGGCUCCCAGAACCUACCUUCUGGCACGGCAGUGUCAGCAUCUUCCGCCAGUUCAUGCCCCAGACUUUCUCAGGUGGGCGCGGCUUCGAGUUGGACAGUGGCAACAAUGACAUGGACCCAGGCCGACCCCGGCCACUGCGGGACCCUAAUGAGCUGCACUAGCCCUGGUCCAGUCCAGUCCGGGCCUCGGUGCAGGUAACUGGCACCACUCUUUCAUGUACGAGGACAGGUUGGGCUCACAGGUGGAGCACAGGCUCUCAGGUAGCCACGCAAGCCCAGGAUCUGGUGCCUGAAGGUUUCUGUGCCUUGAGAGCCUGAGUCAGAGGCCAUCCUGAACGCCCUUCCUGACGUUGAGGAAGAGCCACCUUCCUCCCGGCACGUGUUUCUGGGUCUUGGAGGUCACCCCCAGCCUGUGGAUCGCAGCUCACCCACGCAGUGCACACCCCUCCUGCUGCUGUCACCUGCACCUAGUUCCUCCCACCUGGGUUGAGGAGGACGACUUGAGAGGGAUGAGUGAAGGGAGGAGGGGUCCUCCUGUGAAGCUUGGAGGAUGGCCUGGACCUGGAGCAGCGAAUCAGGCAGACAGAGGCUGAAGUGGGGUCCCAAAUUCCACAUCUGGGGGUGUCUUGGGGGACCAUUUCCCCAAAGGGGAUGGGGGCCUGCCUCCCUAGCUCAUAGCCCCUGCCCAGGGCUUACAUCCGAACCCCACAGAGGGCUGGCCUCCAGAGGCUGCACCGGGACAGUGGGACAUGAACAGGGAUAUGGACCUGGGGGGUGAAAAUAUGGCCAUGGCAGAUGAUGGGUCUCCCCAGCCAUAGCCCCCAACCCCACUCCCACCCCCUGACCCCCCCCCAACUGGCUGUUUUGUCUUCACCUCUCACUGUCUCCUUCAGCAUCCUGGGACAGAAGCCCACGGGAGGUCUCAGGCCAUAGGUUCUUCCCAGGAGGCCCUGGGAGGCAGUCAUUGACACCUGGUCAGGCAGACAGCUGCAGGUGCCCGAGUCCUUGCCGGGCCUGUGCAUGAGGAGUCCCACAGCUUCUAAAGGAAGUCCUGGGCAGGAGGUGGCCUUGGUGGUUGGUUUCAAGGUUUAAAAUGCUUGCAGUUUGACCUUAAAAGAAGAGGAAGCUGUAUAGGGUCAGCUUUGAUUUUUCAAUUCUGUAAAGUGCCAUUGCCAGAGCUUUCUGCAGGAGCGCUCAGGUGAACGCCGCAGCCUGGCAGUCCCUGGUUUUUUCUUGGAAAUGGUCAGUUUCACCUCAAAAUACCCAAAGGAGCCUUGGCUUGAGUUUUUGUCUUUGCCUCCCUUUUUAGAGAAGAGGGCGUUCAGACUGUGCUUUUCUCGUUAAGGUUAAAGCAAAUGUUGAUUGCCUUUUCUAGUGUACUAACUUGUAGAGAUGUUCUCAGCAGGAGACAGUCUCACAUUGUCACUUAGAUUGCACUUAAGACCCUUGUGUUAACCAGAUGGCAUGGCUGGUUGCCUUAAUAUGUCCGGGGACACCUGCCAGGGCUGCCUGGCCUCUCCCUCAUGCUCCUGAAGAGCCCAGUCCAUACACUGUGGAUGACAUUACUGUCAUUAGAAAAACUUGUCCUAGAACGCCCUGGCUGGUUUGGUUACAGUUAGUGGCAGCUCUUCUCCCUUGGGUCAUGGUUAUCUCUCAGCACCUGCUGUGCACCAGGUACUGGUGGGACGGCUGAGGAUGGGACCCCAGCACUGUCCAGGCCUGAUGGGGCCUGGCUGGGAGUCCUAUGGGUGGUGUGGAACGUGCAGCUGGGCUUCCUGUCGUCAGGCGCCUUCUGGCACUGUUGCUUGCGUUGCCCUCCUUCCUCUGCUUCCUUGGGCCCUCCUGGUCUGUGUGAACUCCCUCAGGGAACUUCCCUGCCCUGUAGCCCUCACUUAACUUCCUAGCCAGCUGUCGAGCCCAUCCAGAGGUGGUUUGAGCUCAGUGGGGCAGCUUGUCUCCCUUGGCAUCAGGGGUAUAAGGGCUGGGUUCAGCCAUACAAGAUUGGCCAGGCCCUCGAUCCCUGACUGUCCCAGGCACGGAGCUGGGCACCCAAGGAUACACUCUCUGGGCUGUGUGAUGACUGCCAGCACAGGGCAUCUUGGUCUGGGCUAGGCUGCGAGGCCUUCCCGCUGUGGAAAACAAUUUCUUUUUGCAGCUUUGCUGUGGUUGGCAGCUGCCGUACCCCAUGCCUGUGGCGGCUGCGCAGACAAGGGCUAUGGUACGAGCCAGAGUGGAAGAGCUGGACUUGGGUUUGCACCCUCUCCUGUGUCUGUUUUCCAGACCUACCCUGGUCUCCACCAUCAGGACCACCCCAUCUUUGGGUUUCAAAGACCAAGGCUGGGGAAGAGCAGGCACCAGCCUCUGCAGCAAUGCGUGUGGACACCAGCUGGGGGAGCCAGGGUCCAGCCCCUCCUCUCCCGGUUCCCCUAUGCUGUGGGUUCUGGGCUAUCAUGUCCCCACCACUUAAGGGUGUCUUUACACUGACUUCAGAAUAGAUGCUGGGAUGCCUAGGCAUGGGACUGUCCCCACGUGUUACGUGUACAGAACUCUGUCUACAGCACAAAUUAUGAAAACACAGUGACUGGUAUUUAACGCUGAUGUACUAUAAUGUAUUUUAUAUUUAUAUGACUUCAGAGACGCAUAUGUGAUAAAGGACACCCUCCCUCUAGUGUCCACACCCAGUCCUACCGCAGAGGGUUGGGCAGGUUGACGUAUUUAUUUUUAUCUCUUCCGUAGGCUUCCAUGUCCAGAAUCCUGCUUAGGGUUUUAGGGUGCCUUUGGAACUUUUUGCAAUAAAAAUAUUUCCCAUCCA